GGAGACUGGAAACAUAACUCCACGCUCAUUCUCUCUCUUUCUCCCACCACUCCCCACAUAUUUAUGUUAAAUCAUAAUGUUUAGUAUUCAUUAUAUUUCUUUCCAAAACAUUAUUAUAAAAAUUACAACAUGUUUUGAUCAUAACACCAUGUAUUAAUACCUACACCCUAUCUCCACAUGGGCAGAAACUUCAACAUUAAAACCCAACCCAUUUUACAUUGGAUGCAUUCCUCCCUCCAAAAACCAAGAAAGAGAGUGCAGUUAUUACUUAAGAGAAAUAGAACAGAAGCAGAAGCAGUAGAAUAGAAGCAAGUAUUCAUUUUGUUUGUCAUUUUAGUCUUUCUAAACCUUGGAAAUGGUGAUUUAACCAUUAUUAAGCCAACCCCAAAAAUACCCAAAAGAAAAUAUAUUGAUAUCUUUUUUUGUUGGGUACAUAUUUCUUGGUGACAUCUACUAUGAAGAAAUGGUGUUAAGUGUGUUUUUAUGGGAAAACCCAAGGAGCAAUAAACAAGAAAAACAAGAAAAAGAAGAAGAAGAAUACAUUUUUGACCAUUACACAAGAAAAGGAAGAAGAAGAAGACAACAUCAUCAAUGUAGACAAGAAGAAGUGGAGGAAAACAGACAAAGUAGUACAAACACAAGUUAUACUAAUAUUUCUUCAACUAGUAUGGAAUUUAGCUGCUUCUUGAAGAUUUCUACAAUCAUUUACUUGUUUGUUAUCUUUCUCUUUCUUUCUUCUUCCCUGAUUUCCCCUGUUCAUUCGGCCUCCGAAUCCGACAUUGCCAAUAAAUCCAGCAAUCAUACACAGAGUUUUCGUCCUGGUGAAGAGAUUCAUAAGUUGAAAAAAAUCAGAGAACAUCUUCAGAAGAUCAAUAAAACUCCCGUUAAAACUAUUCAAAGUGUAGAUGGAGAUCUUAUAGAUUGUGUGGCAGCACAUCAACAACCAGCAUUUGAUCACCCAAUGUUGAGAGGUCAAAAGCCAUUGGAAGCACCAGAGAGGCCAAAAGGGCAUGAAAGAGAAGGAAAUAGAAAUAUGUUUGAAGAAAGCUUUCAAUUAUGGCAUGUAACAGGAGAGACAUGUGACGAAGGGACAAUUCCAAUUAGAAGAACAAAUGAAGAAGAUAUGAUGAGAGUUAGUUCUAUUAGAAGAUUUGGAAGGAAAAAACCCAGAAGAAUUAGAAGAGAUUCUGGUGGUUCUGAUCAUGAGCAUGCAGUGGGAUACGUAUCUGGACAGCAAUAUUAUGGAGCAAAGGCCAGUUUAAAUGUGUGGUCACCUAAAGUGACUAAUCCCUAUGAAUUUAGCUUAUCACAAAUGUGGGUUAUUUCAGGAUCCUUUGGUGAUGAUCUUAACACAAUUGAAGCUGGUUGGCAGGUUAGCCCAGAGCUAUAUGGGGACAACUAUCCUAGGUUCUUUACUUAUUGGACUAGCGAUGCUUACCAAGCCACGGGAUGCUACAACUUGCUAUGCUCUGGCUUUGUUCAAACUAAUAGUAAGAUUGCUAUUGGAGCUGCAAUCUCACCAACAUCUUCAUACAAAGGAGGACAGUUUGAUAUCAGCUUGUUAAUAUGGAAGGAUCCUAAGCAUGGAAAUUGGUGGCUCGAAUUCGGAUCCGGAAUUUUAGUCGGGUAUUGGCCUUCAUUUUUGUUCACCCACUUACGUGACCAUGCAAGUAUGGUUCAAUUUGGAGGAGAAAUAGUGGAUUCAAGGACAGGAGGUUUCCACACUUCAACACAAAUGGGAAGUGGUCAUUUUGCUGGGGAAGGCUUUGGAAAAGCUUCAUAUUUCCGAAAUUUGCAAAUUGUAGAUUGGGGAAAUAGUUUAAUACCAUUGUCCAACCUCAAAGUUUUGGCAGACCAUCCAAAUUGUUAUGAUAUAAGAGGUGGAAUUAAUAAUGUUUGGGGUAACUAUUUUUAUUAUGGAGGACCAGGAAGAAAUGUUCGGUGUCCCUAGCAAAGGGCACAUCAGUGAAAUUUUUUUUGGGGUGUCUUAGGUUGGGGUUGUCAAAAUUGUUCAUGGGUUUUGGGCUAUUUCUAAAGUUUUUUUUUUACUUUAUUUUCUUUCUUUAUAUAAAUUUUGGUUCUUAAUUAGUAAUAGGUGAUCAAUUAAUCACAAUGCUUGUAGGAAGCCUUUUGUGUAAAUUUUAUUGCGGAAAGGAAAAAGUGAAUAUAGUAUGGUUUGUCCUCUUUA
Molecule: messenger RNA, 2188 nt
Organism: Beta vulgaris subsp. vulgaris (sugar beet)
Lineage: Eukaryota; Viridiplantae; Streptophyta; Magnoliopsida; Caryophyllales; Amaranthaceae
Exons: 7
Coding region: 464-1951 (495 amino acids)
Source: RefSeq, a predicted model, not a curated record